GAGGCGGAGGAAGCAAAAUGGAGGCUGCUCCUGAGAGGAACGGGGUGUCUUUCGCCAGCGGUGGCGGCUUCGCCCCCGAGGUCCCCGAGAGACUCCAGCAGCGGGAAGCGGAGAGGAAGGAGGAGGCCGGCCGGCGGCGCCGCGAGAAAGAGUCUCUGGCGGUGCGGGAGGAGCAGAGCGACUACUUCGCCGCCGCCUUCGCUCGGGAGCGGGCGGCCGCCGAGGCCUUGCUGGAGCCGGAGCGGGACGCCGAGGCCGUGUCGGAGGCGGCGCGGCGGCUGCAGGAGCUGCAGCGGCUGCUGACGGACUCGGUGCGCUUCCUGGCCCCCUACGAGGUGCGCCAGGCGCAGGCGGCGCUGGGGAGGCUCCAGGACGCGCUGGCCGAGCGGCGCCUCCAGCUGCAGCCCAAGAAGCGCUUCGCCUUCAAGAAGGGCCUCAGGAAGGAGGCCCAGGAGGCGCCGCCGCCGCCGCCGCCAGUGCCUUCGACGCAGGAGGGUCAGCCAAGCCGGGCGGAGAAGGAGGAGGAGGAACCCGGGUGCGGCUUCAGCCGGGCCGAAGGACUGGAGUUGGAAAUGGGGCCGGCCGAGCUGCUGCAGCGGGACGUGGCGCUUUCGCAGCUGAGCCGCUGCCGGGUGCGGCUGCGGGGCAACCCCAACACGCUGUCGGUGCGCGGCUGCCGGGACUGCACGGUGCUCUGCGGGCCCGUGUCCACGUCGGUGAUGGUGGACGGCUGCGACGGCUGCGUCGUGGCCCUGGCCUGCCAGCAGCUCCGCACGCACCUGGCCACCCGGAGCAGCUUCUACGUGCAGGUGACCUGCCGGGCCAUGCUGGAGGACUGCAGCGAGGUCCGCUUCGCGCCCUACACGUGGACUUACGAGGGCAUCGACGCCGACUUCCAGACUUCCGGGCUCGACAGGAGCAGGGACAACUGGAACCAGGUGGACGACUUCAACUGGCUGGCUAGGAACGAGCCCUCGCCGAACUGGAGCGUGAUCCCCGAAAAUGAGAGGAUCACGGACUGGGAUUGAACCCGUGAUUGUAGCCCCUUCGCCUCCGCAGAGGGGACUAGAUAGUGCCUGCUGCAUUCUGGAAACGGCUUACCAAAGGAUGCAGUUAGAGAUACCAGAUUGAUGUCCUUUUCUUGUUCCCGGUAUUGGUUUAGGCAGUGUAAUAAUCAGGGGCCAAACACAGCCUGGUGGCUCUUUCUACCUAAUGAAUGGUGCUGACGCCUUCUGUUGUGCGCACUCUGUUAUGCUGCCUUAAUAUUUCUCCAAAUUCUGUUAUGGUGGUGCUUUCUCAUCUCUGCCCCCGCUUUUAAGAUGCUAAGAUGUGCCAUACCACUAAAGUACUCUUGGUUAUCUGCCCAUUGUGCAGGUUUAAAAAAAGAUAGUGCUUUGGAUGGUGAAGUGAUUCAUCUCUGUAACACAUUAGAACCAGUGCAAGUGUUGAGGAAAGUAUAACUUUAUCUAAUGGCUAAAUUGAUACUUGUAGUUAAAGCUGAAAAAAACAUUAACAACAAUUAGUAUACCACAUGUCUGCCAAAUAAGCUUAUUUAGGAAUGUGGCACAUGUAUAACAGAGCUACUACAAGUCAGAAUAGGGGUGUCAAACCAUCCCUUCAAGUGGCUGCCUAACCUUUUAAACAAUUCAAAUUAUGCUUUAUUUCCAGAAGCAAACUUUGGAUGGACUUCCAUUUCAGUUUCAAAUGUCCAUAAUAGAAUAUACUUUCGUCUGCUAGAAGACAUUGAAGGAUUACCUGCACCACCUGCAAAAUGUCACCAAAACGUGUUGCUGAAUUACGGUGUUUGUAAGCUUUAGCUCACCUUUGCACCUAGAGCUGACAAAUACUCUAAUCCCGAACAAGUGCAUAUAAUUGGUUUUGGUUUCAAUUAACACUGUACCUGCAAGUUUUUGAAAGGUCUGUGACCAGCCAAAAAUGUAUACGUGCAUUAAACAACUAAAGCACAUGCUUAAUUCUCCCACAAAAAUCAUUGUGAAAUUAAAAGUGCUGAACUCUGGCUAUAGUGUGCCCACACAUUUAUUGUGCUGUAUGCAAGAAAACUACUUUGACAGUAACCAUACGAAACUUCAUAUAGCAUUUUGCAUGUUUCUGUACAAAUAUGAAAUGGUCUGGACAUUUCAAAGUCUUGAUGUACUGUCCAUGUUAUUUCCGCAAAUGUCAUCUUGGAUUAAAACAAACUAGUCACUGUUAGAGGUAAUGCCUUUGAGCUCAGUAUUGUUGGCCUGUCUAUAAACUCUGCAAAAUUGGUCUUCAUAACUGUUUGACUGUAACAAAAAUCAUUUCCGUUCCUUGUGUUAUUUUAGUAUUUAUAUGAAAGUAGUUAAGAACUUACUGGUUUUAUAAAAUAUUGAUGGCUUUUCCGUGUUUACAGGAUGCUCGGAUUAAAAAGUCAUAAGUGA
This is a messenger RNA of Podarcis lilfordi (Lilford's wall lizard), 2420 nucleotides long. The record is from the annotation of a GenBank genome assembly. NCBI's taxonomy places the organism in Eukaryota, Metazoa, Chordata, Lepidosauria, Squamata, Lacertidae.